AUGUCUCAGAUUGACAGCUCAGUCUGGAUCCAACCACAUAUCGGCCCGCGUCUUCGGCCGUGCGUCCGAUAUGUCUACAACCACUGGAGCGGCAUUCCAGACAAAGAUCUCCCCUCCCAUUUACACGACAUCCGCAACAAAGCCUGGCCUUUAGGUAAAUACCCCUGCAUUGGCCUCUGGAUCUUUCUCCUCCCUGGUUUGGCCGCCUUCCCGCAAUAUCCCGUGAUCCUGGCUCGAGCCCGGCAGCCCCAGGCUGGGAUACUGGAUUUGGGAUGUGGUCUGGGACAGGAGCUGCGCUUAUUGGCUGCCCACGGCGUUUCCACGGAUCUGAUGUGGGCGGUGGAUAUCGAGCCUGGUCUAUGGCAGUUGGGAUAUGAAUUAUUCCGUGAUAAGGGCCGGAUGAAGGCGAGGUUCAUCCAGGGAGAUUUUCUGAGCAUGGCGGACGAAAGCCUCCGCGAGCUUCAAGGCAACGUGGAUGUGGUGAUAGCGUCGCAGUUUCUUCAUCUGUUUAGCUGGGAAGGCCAAAUCAUCGCAACGAAGCGGAUCGUCGCAUUGUCUAAACCGGGGACGAUGCUAGUGGGAUAUCAACAAGGCAGGAAGACAGCUCGGGAGUAUAUGCGGCCCUGGGGUAUGAUGUUCUACCAUAAUCUCAAAUCAUUCGUCAAACUGUGGGAUGUGGUGCAACAGGAGACAAACACACAGUGGAGGCUAGAAGUGACCGAAGUAGAUCUCAAGGAAUGGGGUAUGGAAGAUGAGGACGUGCAAUGGAUGCCGGCAGAUCGCCAAGGGAUCAACUUUGUUAUUACUCGCAUCUCAUGA
Aspergillus lentulus is the source of this 819-nucleotide messenger RNA. RefSeq names its product class I SAM-dependent methyltransferase. NCBI's taxonomy places the organism in Eukaryota, Fungi, Ascomycota, Eurotiomycetes, Eurotiales, Aspergillaceae. The record is from RefSeq and is a predicted model, not a curated record.